Messenger RNA from Nymphaea colorata (pocket water lily), 1988 nucleotides. Its product is annotated as probable flavin-containing monooxygenase 1. Gene Ontology annotation, molecular function: N,N-dimethylaniline monooxygenase activity; flavin adenine dinucleotide binding; NADP binding. Lineage: Eukaryota; Viridiplantae; Streptophyta; Magnoliopsida; Nymphaeales; Nymphaeaceae. The coding region runs from base 267 to 1520 and encodes 417 amino acids. The record is from RefSeq and is a predicted model, not a curated record. The transcript is spliced from 5 exons.
AAGACGCGUUUGCCAAGCCCAACCAGUUCAAAUCCUUCGAUUUCUUUUCCGGUUCGCCUCUCCCACCAACAACGAGAUAACAGACUGUCUCGAUCUCAAGACCCACUUGUCCUUUUACCAUCUUUCUGAGUCAUCGUUUCCUUUCUCCAAUCAAGAAUCGUCCUUCCAAUCAAGAAACAGCCGGCGGACGAUACCAAGUUGUACAAAGCCACCAAGAACGUUGUGAAUUUGCGAUUGAGAGAGGAAGAGAGACAGGGGGAGCGGAAAUGGGGAAGCGAGUCGGCAUCAUAGGCGCAGGCAUCAGCGGCCUGCUCUCCUGCAAGUACAUGUUACAGAGAGGGUAUGAACCCAUCGUUUUCGAGUUCCAGAGCAGUAUAGGAGGCGUCUGGACCAGCCCCGCACCACCAACACCACCGUCGCCGGUAGCACCACCACCAUCAUCAGAUCCGGCUGCGUUCAUGCCCCAGAGCACCCCACCGAGGCCAGCCUACCAGUUCUCGGACUUCCCCUGGCCUCCCAAAUCCAACGAGGAGUACCCCAACCGCAGCAAGGUGCAUCGCUACAUCGAGUCCUACGCCCGCCACUUCAACCUCAUCGACUGCAUCAGGUUCAACUCCAAGGUGCUGAGCCUCGAAUAUUUGGGAGCUACCGAUGAAGAGAUCCUCUCUUGGAGUCUCUGGGCCAACACCGGCCAUGCAUUCAGCUCGGAGGGAGCGUGGAAGAUCACCGUUCAAGACACCGAACACGAAACGACUCAUGUGUAUGAAGUUGAGUUUGUGGUGGUGUGUAUUGGGAAAUUCAACAGCGCCCCGAAGAUGCCGGCACUCCCAUCAGACAAGGGGCCAGAGGUAUUCAAGGGGAAGGUGAUGCACGCCAAGGAGUACCUAAUGAUGGAUGAGCUCGACGCAGUGGAACUCAUAGAAGGGAAAAAGGUGGUUAUAGUUGGAACUCACAAAAGCGCCUUCGAUAUAGCUACCCAAUGCGCUAGAGAAAAUGGAUUGGAGAGCCCAUGUACUAUGGUCAUCACGAGCCCCAACAAGAACAGCAAUGAUGCUAUUCCCAAUGCUGCUGGUCGUUCAAAUGGCACAAUCAUCUCAAAGUUACCCUUUGCUCUACCCGAUGACUUCCACAAAAGAGUUGAAGAAGGAAGCAUCAUCCUUGAGCAAUCUACAGAAUGGCUAUUUUGUGAGGCAGGUUUGACAUUAGGGUCUGAAGAUUCACAGGUGAAUGCAGAUAUUGUAAUCAUUGCAACAGGAUGUAAUGGUGAUCACAGGCUCAUGAGCCUGUUCAAGUCCCCAGCUAUUCAGAAGCUCAUUUUGAGCUCAUCUUCUGGGGAAGCCCCACUGUACAGGAAUUGCAUCCAUCCACGAAUUCCUCAAAUGGCAAUAAUGGCAACUUCAGAUGGUGUUUUCAGUAUAAACGGCUCAGAAACGAGAGUGAAAUGGCUGGUUGAAUUCUUCGAAGGAGGUUUCAGGCUACCCACAGUAAAAGAGAUGGAAGAUGAUAGCGGAUGUGAAUAGCCUGUGGAAGAAAUUCUUUUGUCCAAACAAAUCCAUGGUCUAGUGACUGUAUUACUACGAAGGCAGGACUGCAACUACAGUGACUAGAACAACCAUCUUCCAAUUUGCCAUGUUUAUGUUUAAGCAUGCUUAUUUUUCAAAAAAACGAGAAUGAACAUGCACUUGACAAGCACUUUCAUUAUACAGUUGAUGCUUGUCAAAGAAAUGUUUUCUUGAACGACUCAAGUACCUUCUUUGGUGCUUUAAGUAGUUGAUGGAACAUAAAUAAUUGAGUAGGAAGCUUUUCACUUGUGUGCUGUUUGGAGAGGGCCUUGUGGUUCACUGGGGUAUUAUUCAGAGAAGAAGGCUGGAUUUUGAAGUUACUCUGUAAUUAUCAAUGGUUCAUUCAUUUGGCUGUGAAGUAUAAGAAAACUUUCAUGUAAAAAGGAAAUACCACUUCUAUUUGAAGGAACGUUUUUCUUUGGUACA